AUGUACUCCAAAUUAGCCGUCUUAUUAGCUGCCGCCGCUGUCGCCACUGCGCAAACUGCCACUGAAAUUGCUGAAUUAAACGCCAUCUUAUCUGAUGUCGGUUCCAAUUUAAAUGACUACAUCGCAUUAUCUACCGACUCAAGCUCUGGUAUCUCUUUAACUAAUUUACCAGCUGGUGUCUUAGACAUUGGUUUAGCUUUAGCUAGUGCCACUGACAGCUCCUACACCACUUUAUACUCUGAAGUCGACUUUGCCGGUGUUUCUUCUCUAUUAACCAAAUUACCAUGGUACUCUUCCAGAAUUGCUCCAUUAAUCGAAGCUGCUCUUGCUUCUGUUGGUACUGAUGCUACCACUUCUGCUGCUGCCACCUCUUCUGCUGCGGCUGCCACCUCUUCUGCUGCUGCUUCCUCUGCUGCUGCCACCUCUUCUGCUGCUGUCACCUCUUCUGCUGCUGCUUCCUCUUCUGCUGCUGCCACCUCUUCUGCUGCUGCUUCCUCUUCUGCUGCUGCUUCCUCUUCUGCUGCUGCUUCCUCUUCUGCUGCUGCCGCUACUACCACCAAGGCUGCUUCUACUGUCGCCGCUGUUUCUCAAAUCACUGACGGUCAAAUUCAAGCUACCACUGCUACUGUUGACCAACAAACCGCCAACGGUGCCGCCAAGGCUGUUGCCGGUAUGGGUGCUGGUGCCUUAGCCGCCGCUGCUUUAUUAUUAUAA
Molecule: messenger RNA, 714 nt
Organism: Kazachstania africana CBS 2517
Lineage: Eukaryota; Fungi; Ascomycota; Saccharomycetes; Saccharomycetales; Saccharomycetaceae
Product: SRP1/TIP1 family protein
Exons: 1
Coding region: 1-714 (237 amino acids)
Biological process (GO): fungal-type cell wall organization
Cellular component (GO): fungal-type vacuole; fungal-type cell wall
Molecular function (GO): structural constituent of cell wall
Source: RefSeq, a predicted model, not a curated record